AUGACAGACCCAAUCUAAAAGCAAUUAGAAUAUUUUCAUAAUAAAAAAGUGACUGUAACUUCAUAACGACAAAUAGCUAUACCAAAAUUAUAGUCACCUUAGAUUGUUUAUUAAGAACCAAAAUUUUUGUCUCUUAGAAAGACAGUAUCACAAUAAGAAAUGUGUGUAUCUAAAUUUCAUACAUAAAUAAAUUCUAAUAAUCAAAAAAAGGACAAUUAUGAAUAAAGAAUUACUUUCUAAUGA
Messenger RNA from Paramecium pentaurelia, 243 nucleotides. The record is from the annotation of a GenBank genome assembly. Lineage: Eukaryota; Ciliophora; Oligohymenophorea; Peniculida; Parameciidae.